GAUGUAUCAUGGAAGGAAAGAAGGAUGAGAAGAUAGCACACUGAAUGAAGGCGAAGCAGAGAUUGCUAUUUCACAUGCAAAGAGACUUGCUCACUCAUGGCGUAGUCCAUGCUUCCAAUAUUGAAAUUAUUACCCAUAUGUUAUGCAGGUUCUAUUACUAAAGAUGUUUAGAAGCAAUGAGGACAGGCUAAAGGAUAUAUCAAACUGUGAAUGUAGCUUCUUCUUGGUCCCCAACGCGACUUCAUACAACUAAAUGCAAGACGGAUGCUUCUUAUUGUUCUAGAAGUGGCAGAUUGGUCAACCAGUGGUUAUCAGGGAUGCUGGAGGACAGGUUAUUGAUUGGCAAAGCCAUUCAACAACGUACCUCAUCUACCCUAGCAGAAGAGGCAUUAGCUCUGCGUCUUGCAGUGGGAAGGGUAAUGGCAAAUGCUUUUUCAAGAGUCAUUUUUGAAGCAGGAAAAGUUGGCUUGAAUGGUUUGAAUGGUUUAAAUGGCUUGAAUGGCAAAUUGCUCCCGUCGUGGAACCCAUAUGGAGAACUCUGCUACUAGCUUUUGAAUGGUUUGAUUUUGUGGUUGUGCCUGGAAUAGCUAACAAAGCUACUUAAUUGGGUUUUUAUUGAGCGCACUGUCUACCCAUGGAAUUGUGUAAACUAGUUGACAUAGAUGUUGCUCAUCUCUAUUUCUUUAUUUAGAUUUAUUUUUAGAUAAUUAGAAAAUUGUUACCACUUAAAUCAUUAAAAAUAAAUGUUAAAUGCUAAA
Molecule: messenger RNA, 758 nt
Organism: Rubroshorea leprosula
Lineage: Eukaryota; Viridiplantae; Streptophyta; Magnoliopsida; Malvales; Dipterocarpaceae
Source: the annotation of a GenBank genome assembly